Molecule: messenger RNA, 1302 nt
Organism: Manis pentadactyla (Chinese pangolin)
Lineage: Eukaryota; Metazoa; Chordata; Mammalia; Pholidota; Manidae
Gene: ZNF524
Product: zinc finger protein 524
Exons: 2
Coding region: 302-1087 (261 amino acids)
Cellular component (GO): nucleus
Source: RefSeq, a predicted model, not a curated record
UUCCCGCUUGGGAACAGCGAGGGCGACGGGUGGGCUGACGCUGUCUGCCUGCUCGUGUAUGACCGGUCCUUAGGACCCAGGGCGUCCCCUUUGUUCCCCGCGGGCGCGGGCCCGACUGAGUGGGGGAGGGGCGGGGAAGGGCGGGGCCGGCCCCGCGCGCGCCGCCGAGAGGCAGGGCCCCCUGGCCCCCGCCCCUUCCCACGCGCCAGCCCCGUCGCCCCCGCGCGCGCACACUCGCGAGCCCAGGCGACAUGCAAAUGAGCCUGGCUCCAGUGCCCAGACCCAAGUCCCCCACUGCUCAAUGGACACCCCCAGCCCAGACCCGUUGCCUUCGCCUUUGCCUGGGGAGGAAGAGAAACCUCUGGCCUUACCUUCUGUUCCCCGGGGCCGCCGAGGCCGGCGUCCCGGGGGUGCCGCCUCCUCGAAUCGGACGCUCAAGGCCUCCCUCCCUCGCAAGCGGGGCCGCCCCCCCAAGUCAGGGCAGGAGCCCCCGCUGGCACAGGGGGUGACAGCACAGGUGGGCAGCGGUGGUGGCAGCGGCCUCCUGCUGAUCGAUGAUCAGGGCGUGCCCUAUACUGUCUCUGAAGGGUCAGCGGCAGGCUCGCCCGAGGGCUCUGGCUCUAAGAAGGCCCCUCACUUCUGCCCCGUGUGCCUGCGGGCCUUCCCCUACCUCUCCGACCUGGAGCGCCACAGCAUCUCGCACUCGGAGCUGAAGCCGCACGAGUGCAAGGAUUGUGGCAAGACCUUCAAGCGGUCCAGCCACCUGCGGCGGCACUGCAACAUCCAUGCGGGCCUGCGGCCCUUCCGCUGCCCACUCUGCCCUCGCCGCUUCCGUGAGGCGGGCGAGCUGGCCCACCACCACCGCGUGCACUCCGGGGAGCGACCCUACCAGUGCCCCGUCUGCCGGCUGCGCUUCACAGAGGCCAACACGCUCCGGCGCCAUGCCAAACGCAAGCACCCCGAGGCCAUGGGGGCACCCCUGUGUUCCCCGGACCCAGGGCCCGAACCACCGUGGGACGACGAGGGCAUUCCGGCCAUGGCAGGGGCUGAGGCGGAGGAGGAGCCGGAGGGGAAAGAGCUGGCCUGACUCACACCCCCGGCCAGGUUUAGAGCUGGGAGUUCAGCUGGUGCUGGGUCUGGGCAGGGAGGUCGGGACAUCCUCAUAUCUGGUGGUCUUCCUGCUGUGGGAGGGUCUAGAGGAUGAGGACUUAAAAUUAUGGAUCCUGCUGCCUUCUGCCAUCCUCCCCAGGACUGACAGGCCCUUGGAGGCAGGGGCCUUGGAAAUAAAUCUCUGCCGACAGC